Messenger RNA from Radiomyces spectabilis, 1830 nucleotides. RefSeq lists its product as uncharacterized. The transcript has a single exon. Bases 193 to 1677 code for a protein of 494 amino acids. The record is from RefSeq and is a predicted model, not a curated record. Lineage: Eukaryota; Fungi; Mucoromycota; Mucoromycetes; Mucorales; Radiomycetaceae.
AUUUUUUUAUUACUAUUGCUAUUACUGGUUUUUUAUUUUGUAAUCUUUUUUAUCCUUUUCCGUAAAGUGAGAGAUUGCUUCAUUUUGAGACAAAACAAUUCAAUUUUGUCACCUUUUUUCAAAACUUUUUUUUUCAUACCGAAGACGAUCUAUUGUUGAGGAACCUAUUUGAUUCAUCAAAAAGACUCCGCGAUGACGGCCAAUGAAUUGUAUUAUACUCGUCUUGCGGAUGAACUUGAAACACUAUUGGAUACCUUUUGUUCCGAACAACAGCAACAGUUCUGUAAGACGCAACGGAUUGCUUCGCCACAACAAUUACAGCAGAUCCAGCAAACCAUUCAUCAAGUCCGAGAACUGAUGCCCGGCGUAGGCCUGAUCCGUACCGCCAACGGCGAAAACCUCCGUCGAUCACUCGUCCAGGUUGCUGAACAAAUGUUGGAAAAAUACCAGGAGGCAUGUCACAAAGGCCGCAUCCAGGAACUUCCUGAAACCCAGGGAUGGCUGUCCGAAUGGCAAGACCUGAGUCAUCAGUUUGACUUGAAGGCGAAAGAGCAAGCGAAUUUGAAGCAACUCAUCCGCAAUCUGAAGCAGCUUCGUCAAGCGUGGAGGAAGACACGAGAUAUCCAUCUCAUCGUUCACUCAAUGCUGGCCACUUUUGAGUUUGGACCCGGAACUCAUGUGGUCAUGAUAGACCAUCAUAACUAUCAUCAAUUGGGAUUCAAACGGCGGUCUGUCGGACGUCGGCAUAUUGUGUUUGAAAAUGAUCGCCUGUCCCGGCAAGAUCAACGUCAAAGUAUUGAACAUUUAUGCGAACGAUUUGCCGAUAUAUUUGCACAGAAUGCACAACAAAAUCUUUUGCAAAUCGACGCACAGUUGUGCCUUGGCCAAUUGACCAAUCUUAGUAAACGGCUGAGGCAGCUGCAUAACCAGGUUCUUCUGGUCGAUUUUGAGAUGAACGGCCACGAAACCGAACACGAUCCUUAUCCCAGCGGCAUUCAUCCCACCGACAAUAAUCCUCCAGCCACCGAACAGGCUUCCGUGCACCGGCCUUCGUCCGAUCUUCGCUUGCGUUCAACCAUGCGCCCUUCCUUUUGUUAUCCGGAAGAUGACCUUGCCAUGAAUAACAUGACGUUACCCCUGUUUAUUCCCUCACCAUGGCAGUGGGACGAUCUGUUGAAGAAACGGAAACCUUAUCGACCGAUGCUGCUUGGACUUUUGAGACGGCGACGGGACCAGCAGCAUCAUGGGCCCCUCUUUGGACGUGUCACACGAUUCUUUCGACCAUUGGGCAGCAAAGCGGCCCAAUUGCCGCCGGAGCCACCCGAGGCGGACAAGGCGUUAUUUGUCAGUGUUUCUGUUGCAUCGUUAACCAAGCAUUUCUGCCGCGUGGGCCGACAAUUCUAUGACAAUGUGAUCAACCAUGUCCAGUUACGCUACCGUCAGGACAUCCAUGUAUUGCGCGCUCUCGGCAACGAUCUUGUGGAAAUCCAUAAUGCGUUGCAACUCCAAGCGUCGCGGUUAGCCAUGCAGCGGAUAGUGACCUUGUUACACGAAAUCGCCUCCAUGGAGGCAACCGUGGACAGCGGUAUGGACCAUCAGAGUAUGGUUUGCCAUCAACCGCAAGACUCCCAAGGCCAAGAAACUUGCAUUGACGCUGAUGAAGCGACUUCCUAUUAAAGCAUGCAUGUAUUAUACUCUCUCUCAUGCUCUCCAAAAAAUGAAAUGCCCACUGUAUCUUGUAUUUUUAUCUUGCUGUGUUUGUCCCAUCCUCAUCUGUUGACAAUGAACGUUCUAGUAUUAGCAGAAAUAUGACGAUUUUUUGGUUUAACG